Molecule: messenger RNA, 699 nt
Organism: Naegleria lovaniensis
Lineage: Eukaryota; Heterolobosea; Eutetramitea; Acrasida; Naegleriidae
Exons: 1
Coding region: 1-699 (232 amino acids)
Cellular component (GO): cytoplasm
Molecular function (GO): calcium ion binding
Source: RefSeq, a predicted model, not a curated record
AUGACACUCGGACAAGUAUUGUAUCGGGAUGUAUUGUCGGGCGAUGUGCUUGUUACAAAUUAUUAUAAAAUUGAAAAAGUAUUUUAUGGGAGCAUAUACAAGGUGAAAUCUCAUUUCAUGAUUAGAGAUCCUUCGUCAUUUGAUGUAUCAACAUCUCCUCCUGUGGGCGAUUCGGAUGAAUAUUAUGCCAAACAUUUAACGAACAAAGUGUUACGAUAUUCUGUUGUUGAAAAAUUUGGAUACCACGAAUGUACAUUAAAAAAGAAAGAAUUUCUCAUGAUGAUGAAUGUUUAUAUCGGAACUUUGAAGAGUAUAGUUGAGCAGUCUGGGGAUGAAGAACGAGAAAAAUCCUUCUUGAUGGGAUCAACACUUUUUGUGCAAACAAUUUUGUCCAAUUUCAGUAAUUAUAGAUUUUUCGUUGGACCAUCAAACUCACUUUCCAAAGGAAUGAUCAUUGUUCAAAACUGUUCCACUGAUUUGAUGACACCUGAAUUCUAUUAUUUUGUAGAUGGUUUGAAAGAAGAGAGUUUUCAAUCUAAGCAUGUCGAUCAAUCUGGUACCUCACCAGGAGGUUCUUCGUUAAUGUCAAUGACACUUGAACACCAUCAAGUGACAGAAAGUGAAAAAUCUGACUCGUAUGGAAGUUAUUCCAGCACUGGAUCAAUUCCUAUUGAAAAUAAUAGCAAUGAAAUGUUGUAA